UUCAGACACAAAGCUGAAGAUGUCCUGGACGUAUGCAACCCUGCUGGCCCUCGUCGCUGUGCUUGUGGCACUUUCCUUGUCUCCAGAGGCCGACUCUGCAGCUGUGCCCAGCAGCAAAGGCAGCGUUAAAGAGCCACAAGGUUCAAUGAAGAAGAUCUUCAUGAAGGAGGCAGAUGCAGCAACCUUCUUCAGAACACGCAGCAGACGAGCCUCAAAGUCUCAGGAUGAGAUUAAUGCUGAGCAGAGGCAGAUUCUAGCUGCAGAUGAACGCAUGAGAGAGUUUAACGAGGAGAAGAGGACCCGGCACGAGAACUUCGCUGAAGAGGAGGAUGAUGAACAAAACGAGAAGAGCCGAGAGAGCACGGAGCAGUGGAGGGAGUUUCACUACGACGGGAUGCAUCCUCCUCAGGAGUACAACCGCCAGUCCAUCUGAGGCCCAGGGCUGAAGAGAGGAGAGAUGUGAGCUUUUAGAGAAACAACUUUAAAAACACAAUGAGGCUUUUCUCAUCUGACACUGACGGUUGAGAAAACAGCUUGUUGUUUUCACCCUUUUGUUGUUGAUGCUAGCUUUACAUCCUCAUUGUUUAGUAUUCCCACAGACUCUCAUAAGGUGUGUAAAAGUAAUAAUAACGCAAAUAAUUAUUGCAUUGUUUUUUGUCUUUUCUUUUCAACUUUUUAAUUAAAAAGCAAAUAUGUAGGUAUUGAAGUACUUUUCUCAUUUCCACAAACUGGCCGUACACAUUUAACGAAGGAGACACGGUACAGAAAUAACCAUUAAACUGAGUUAAUGCAUAAAGAGAGAAUGUAUUAUGUUUUAUAUUGAAUGGGCUGUGGAUGAACUAAAGAUUAUUUUCAUUUUUAAAGAAAAGUCAUAAAGUAUUAAACUGAUAAAAUAAUGUUAAGUAUGUUUAAAUAAUGGAGGGCCUGGGUUAAUAGAUGUGCAAUGAUUUCAUGCUACAUUACCAGAAGAUGAAUGCGUGUGAAUAAACUGUAUUUACUCAUAUAUAUUGUACUAACCAUAUACUGCAAUUACUCUAUAUAUAAUCCAUUGUGCUGACAGUUCUUCUUUUAACGUAGUAGUUUUGAUGUAUUGAUCUAUAAUCUUACUGUAAGAAAUAUGUACAAACUCUAACUAACUCACUAACCUGAUAUUUACUCUCAAAGAAUCAACAACCCAUGCAGAACAGUCUCUUUUUUAAUACAUGAAUCUACAACUCUAAAAGCACAUUUCUGCAACAAUACGUAAUACAUGCAAACCGAAGGGCUCUCAAUGCUUCAUAACUUUUGCUUUCUGUUGAUGUUUUUCUUUUCUUUUUGGAGAACAAAUAUAUAGGGAAGACAAAAAAUAAAACACUCAAGACCAAA
Messenger RNA from Trematomus bernacchii (emerald rockcod), 1365 nucleotides. It is a transcript of the gene ucmab, whose product is annotated as upper zone of growth plate and cartilage matrix associated b. The transcript has 5 exons. Gene Ontology annotation, cellular component: extracellular matrix. Gene Ontology annotation, biological process: embryonic skeletal system development; regulation of osteoblast differentiation. The record is from RefSeq and is a predicted model, not a curated record. NCBI's taxonomy places the organism in Eukaryota, Metazoa, Chordata, Actinopteri, Perciformes, Nototheniidae. Bases 20 to 433 code for a protein of 137 amino acids.